Sciurus carolinensis (gray squirrel) is the source of this 906-nucleotide messenger RNA. RefSeq names its product histo-blood group ABO system transferase 1-like. The coding region runs from base 1 to 906 and encodes 301 amino acids. Gene Ontology annotation, molecular function: glycoprotein-fucosylgalactoside alpha-N-acetylgalactosaminyltransferase activity. The transcript has a single exon. Lineage: Eukaryota; Metazoa; Chordata; Mammalia; Rodentia; Sciuridae. The record is from RefSeq and is a predicted model, not a curated record. Gene Ontology annotation, biological process: carbohydrate metabolic process. Gene Ontology annotation, cellular component: vesicle; Golgi apparatus; membrane.
AUGAACCACAUGCAAGUUGUGACUGUAUCAAGGAUAGUGAAUUACGAGUUAAACAUGUUAACACCCUUUAAGUACGAUAUCCUUGUUGAGACUCCUUGGAUGGUUCCCAUUGUGUGGGAGGGGACCUUUAACAGUGAGCUACUACAUGAGCACUUCCAGCUCCAGAAUGUUACCAUUGGAUUAGCUGUGUUUGCUAUCAAAGAACUCCUGAUCUUCCUGAAGCUAUUUCUGGAGACUGCGGAGGAAUACUUCAUGGAGGGAUAUAGGAUGAAAUACUACAUCUUCACUGACAAACCAGAGAGUGUUCCACUCAUCCAGCUCAAAAGAGGAAGGCAAAUGGUCAUCCUGGAGAUCCAGAGUCACGCCCACUGGCAGAACCUCUCCAUGUACCGCAUGGAGAGAAUCAGCACUUUUUCCAGGCUGCGCUUUAUCAGGGAGGUGGAUUACUUGGUGUGUGCAGAUGUGGACAUAAAAUUUUGGAACCACGUGAGUGUGGAGAUCCUCUCCUCCUUAUUUGGCACCCUUCAUCCUGGCUUCAUUGGGCGCAGAAGGGACUCCUAUGAUUAUGAACGCCUGCCUCAGUCACAAGCCCAUAUUCCUGUGAAUGAGGGAGACUUUUACUACACAGGAGCCUUUUUUGGGGGGUCAGUGCUGGAAGUUUACAAGCUUACCAAGUUUUGUCACCAGGCAAUGAUGGUGGACCAAGCUCAUAACAUAAAGAGCAUGUGGCAUGAUGAGAGCUAUUUGAAUAAGUACCUGCUUUACCACAAACCCACCAAGGUCCUCUCCCCUGAGUACAUGUGGGAUAAGAAUCUAUUGAAAUUGCCUGUCUUUGCAAAAAUGGAUGCAAGAAGGGAACUGGUCCAAAAAAUCACCAAGCAAUCAUUGAAGGAUAAAGACUUCUAG